AUGGCUGUCACACGGGAUAUCGUGCGCCCGCGCGGGGCGGCCCCGUGGCAGGUGGGGCGGGGCGAGGGGUGGGGGGCGGCCGGCGGCCAACGGGCGCGCGCCUCGGCCGGGGGGGCGUGGCUCCCGCCCACGGCGGCGGGCCAGCACGUGUGCGCGCCUCAGUGCGGUGCGCGAGCGUGCGGCGUGCGGAGACCAGGCAGUGCGGCGUGCCGCGAGCGCGACCGAGCGCGUGUGUACGUGCAGGGUGCUGCGGUGAUGGAGCAGAGCGGCUACACGUCGCCGUGGGCCGCGGUGCUGGGCCGCCACCACGCCGCCGCCGUGCCCGUCAUGCAGGACCACCACGGAUACGGCCCGCCCGGCGCCGCGCCCAUCGACCUCCACGUGUCGCAGCCCUUCCCGUACUACAGGUACCAGGAAGAGGCGCUGUGCUGGUCUGACAGGAAACACUCCGUAGACGAUGUGAGCAACCCCACGUCCGUGAACGCUCGGUGAGUACCAGUCGCUGUAUAUACUUCAUUGCAAAGACUUGAGAGCUCUGCGAUCUGUGGCACUGACGGUAAGUGUCAAUAACUGCAUCUUUUGCUGUGCUUGUAGCGAGUGUU
Schistocerca cancellata (South American locust) is the source of this 602-nucleotide messenger RNA. RefSeq lists its product as uncharacterized. The record is from RefSeq and is a predicted model, not a curated record. NCBI's taxonomy places the organism in Eukaryota, Metazoa, Arthropoda, Insecta, Orthoptera, Acrididae. The transcript is spliced from 5 exons. Bases 1 to 492 code for a protein of 163 amino acids.